AUGUCAAUCGUCUAUGCAUCCUCAAGGGUAUUCCGCCAAACCAAUGGCAUUGUAUUCCUACAUCCAUCAGAACGAGUACCACGGUCCGAGCUAGAUCGAAGAGAUCGAUGCUACCGUGCCAAACGAGAAGCCGAGUACGCAAGAGCAUGGGCCGAAGAUGCUACGCUAGUUGGAUAUAUUAUCUACGACACAAACGCAAGCCGGAUCGCGGGCGACAGAGCAAGCCUAGGCGGUCAAAGCAGCAUCCGCAGACGCAGGAGGAACAACAGUGUCGCACAUCGACUCGGACGCACAUUGAAGCUCAAGAAACUCAAGAAUCUGUUCAGACAUACAUAG
Messenger RNA from Ustilago hordei, 336 nucleotides. RefSeq lists its product as uncharacterized. Lineage: Eukaryota; Fungi; Basidiomycota; Ustilaginomycetes; Ustilaginales; Ustilaginaceae. The transcript has a single exon. The coding region runs from base 1 to 336 and encodes 111 amino acids. The record is from RefSeq and is a predicted model, not a curated record.